Messenger RNA from Penaeus monodon (black tiger shrimp), 1855 nucleotides. Its product is annotated as facilitated trehalose transporter Tret1-like. Gene Ontology annotation, biological process: transmembrane transport. The record is from RefSeq and is a predicted model, not a curated record. Gene Ontology annotation, cellular component: membrane. NCBI's taxonomy places the organism in Eukaryota, Metazoa, Arthropoda, Malacostraca, Decapoda, Penaeidae. Gene Ontology annotation, molecular function: transmembrane transporter activity.
GUCUGCCCCUGCAACAAGUAUUCCCAUAUUGCACAGCGCUCAACACAUCUCGCAGUGUGUUCGUGCUUGUCGAUCAUACCGCCCGUCGUCGUCUGCUGCUCGAGAAACCCCAUCUUCUCUCGACGGCCGCUGUAGAAUAGUAUGAAAGACAAGAUCUCUGGCGUUUAAUAUGGGCGAGACUGCAGGGAGCGAUAAGAGAGGAGAUGGAGAAGAUGCUGAACAGAGUCCCAUCACUUUACGCCGAAUGGCGUGCGUGUUGGUGAUCGCCAGCACGCCCUUCUUGAACGGAAUGAUGGUCGGCUGGACGGCGGUGCUGCCCAAGCUGCAGGAGGACGACAGGUUCCCCGUGUCCGACGAGGACGUCACGUGGCUCGUGUCUCUCAUGCUGAUCGUGGGCAUCGGCGUAUCCCCUGUGGCCGGCACCCUGGCAGAGUACCUGGGCCCCAGACGCGUCAUGUUCCUGGCCAUGUUGCCUGUCGUUGGCUUCUGGCUGCUGCAGGCCUGCACGCCCUACUUGUCCCUACUCUACGUCGGGAGGACCGCCGCCUCCAUCAGCGCCUCCAUGGUGUGCACGAUGGUGCAGCCGCUGAUCGCUGAGCUGUGCCCCACGCGGAUCAGGGGAAUGGCGUCCACGAUGCCGGAGGUCAUGAGCUGCGUCGGGGUGCUGUGCGGUUAUGUGCUCGCCUACCUGCUGCCCUGGGACGUCGCCACCGCCGUUUCUGCCGCUCCGUUCCUGCCCCUGUCUCUGGCGAUACUCUUUGUCCCCGAGUCUCCCUACUGGCUGGUGAGGAAGAAGAGGAUCGACGACGCCGAGAGGUCCUUGCGAGUCCUGUUGGGCCGCAGCGCCGACGUCACGAAGGAACUCGACGCCAUCAGGAGCACCACGACCUUCAAGCAGUCCAAGGUCAAGAACCAGGUGAAAGAGCUUCGUGAGCGACACAACGCCAUCCCUGUAGUAUUGAUGUUGAGUGUGUUCGUCCUGAGAGAACUUGGCGGAAAAGGGCCGGUGUUCAACUACACAGUUUACAUGUUCCGCAAUGCAGGCGUACAGCUCGCCUUCUACUGCACAGUAUUCGUCGGUGUUGCUCGCCUUGCAAGCACUUGCGUGUCUGCUUGCUCUCUAGACCUAGUGGGUCGGAAGCCCCUCCUUGUGGGCACAGCUGUGCUUUGCGCAGUGUCGGAGGGCGUCGCCGGAGCCUUCCUCUUCCUGGAGGUGGAGGGGGCUGACUGGGUGCCUCUAGUGUCUGUGAUUGUCUUCGUGAUCGGCUAUGGGGUUGGUCUCGGACCCGUUCCGUGGAUCUAUCUUGGCGAACUGUUGCCAACACCCGUAAGGUCUCUCGCGGCUGCAUUGAUUACCUUUAGUUAUUCCAUAACUUACUUUGGUGUAAGCUAUUUGUUCCUUAGGGUAAUAUCAUCAUUAGGUCUCGGGCCGACGAUGAUGGUGUUUGCGGCAGCGAAUCUGAUCAUCGCCUUACUUGUGUUGUGCUUCAUCCCUGAGACCAAAGGCCGAACUCUGCAGGACAUGGAGACCGCCUUUGCAUCGAAGAUCAACAGGCCGGAGAUUUCCGUGACUUCUGGAGAAAAGGCCUCGCCAGCCAAAGAAAAAGCUCUGAUGGACGACUCCCGAUAUGACAACACGAAAGGGGUGUCAUCAGUCUGACCUCAAAACUGCACCUUAAGUACAACAGUUUUUCCAUGAAACCUCAUAUACUUGAUGUAUUUCAGACAGUAACUACAAGGUAAAAUGAAUAUUGUUAGCUCAAUAUAUAAUGCAUAUGUAACGUUGUAAUAUGUAUACAAAGUUUAUUCUCUUUUACAUUGAUGACUAAUAUUUAUAUAAAAUUCUACUACAUAA